CACAACCGAGCGAACCUUGAGUUCCGAGGGGAGAUAAGAGCGAUUGCAUUUCAGACUCUCCUCCCCGUCUAAGAGGCAUGACCUGAACCCGAGCCGGCGCCCCUUAUUCAGUUCAGUCUCGUUCGAGAUUUUCAGCGAUAGACACGUCUUUCGUGCACAUCAUUACAGUAAUACAUACUUAUUUAGCAUAUCCGCGUAUAUGUGCACGCAAGUAAUCGCCAAGAUGGCAUCUACUCCCGCACGAAAGCUACAACAGGUCACCUACGAAAAGCGUCUGGAAAUCGUUCAGAAAUUAGAAGCAGGCGUCACCGUUGAUCAGCUGGUCGCCGAGUAUGGUCUGGCCAAGAGGACUAUACAGCGUUAUCGACAAAACGCGAUAUCGAUACGGCAGAAUUUGGAGAAUUCCAACUGUUUACGUUCGAAAAGAAUACGACCGCUGCUGCACGAUACCGUUGAUACUCGGCUGUACACGUGGUAUUUGGAGAAGCGAGCGUUAGGCGACAUCCUGAGCGAUAGUCUUCUGAAGGAGAAAGCGAUGGAGUUGCACGCAGAAUUCGGCGAAAGCUCGAAUUUUGCAGCGAGCAACGGCUGGCUCGAAUGCUUCAAAAACAGACACAACAUACGUCUCGUGGGCGUUUACGGGGAGACUGCUGAUGCGAAUGAAUUAACCGCAGAGAAAUUUCAAGAGAAGUUGAGACAAGUACUAAUCGAAGAGAACAUCGACGAAGAAGAUGUUUAUUAUAUGAAUGAGACGUGCUUGAUGUGGAAGGCUCUUCCGCAAAAAGCACUGUUUCAAGGAGAAGAACUAUGUUUAAGCGGUAGAAAAAUAAAGAAAGAUCGCGUUACUGUAGCUUUCUGUGCUAACGCCACUGGCACGCACAAGCUGCCACCCCUUUUCAUUCACAAGUACGCAACUCCGAAAGCUCUGAAACACUGCAGGCAUUGUCUACCAGUGGUGUACCAAACUGAACAGAAUGGCUACAUUAACGAAGUCCUUUUUAACGAUUGGUACACCAAUCACUUCAAACCCAGUGUGAGGCAACACCAGUUACACCAGGGUCGCGCAGGGAAAGUGUUGUUGUUGGUGGACAAUUGUAGAGGGCACACGCUUGCCGAAAAAGCGCGGGAAGAUCCUCAAUUCAAACAACUCUAUCUACCAUCUAACACGGCCGCGUUGAUACAGCCUAUGGACCAAGGAAUAACCGCUAAAUGCAAACAAAUAUUUCGACACAAACUUCUACGUCGGGUUUUGCAACACACUAACGGUAUUAAACAGUUUUACGGCGAUUACGACAUUAAAGACUGUAUAGAUUUAAUCGCCGAGGCGUGGAAAGGAAUAACGUCGACGAAUAUUCAGACGUCGUGGAGAAAACUUUUGCGUCGGCCGCCUGUGGACGAGACCUACGAAAGCGAAGAUACGAAUACUUUUAUCCAAGAAGAUUUACAGGAAUUUCAAGACACGAUUCAGUACAAUGAUGUGGUGAACUGGAUUUCGGAAUGUGAGAAAGAAGAACGCGUGAUAACAGAAGAGGAUAAUAUGAAUUCUGAGCAUUCUGAAAUAGAGGAAGAAACUGAUUUCAUAUUCAGUACAUUGGCAACUUGGACAGAAACUCAGCCUGACUUUAUUAAACAAUUCGCAAACAUAUUGAUAGAUUAUUACAAUCAAUAAUUUAACACAUGUU
Molecule: messenger RNA, 1682 nt
Organism: Hylaeus volcanicus
Lineage: Eukaryota; Metazoa; Arthropoda; Insecta; Hymenoptera; Colletidae
Product: jerky protein homolog-like
Exons: 1
Coding region: 200-1669 (489 amino acids)
Cellular component (GO): nucleus
Molecular function (GO): DNA binding
Source: RefSeq, a predicted model, not a curated record